AUGUCGCAUUCUCCGUGUUCUCUCCAUGGCGACUUCCUUACUCAAAGUCUCAUCAAACGACUGCCUCCUCAGAUCUCGUUGCAUCAGUUCACUGACGAGGAUGCAAAAGAAGUGCUUAACCUUAUCGAAGAGCUCGCACCGAGCAUGCUCGGUGUCGCGCUGCAGCUUUCCGAAGACGCAAUCGUCGAUGCCAUAGCGUUCGCAACUGCAAGAUCGGUAUUCCUUGUCAGGAUCACUUCCUGCGAUGUUUCUCGCAAUUAUAAUAUCAAACGCCUUCUGCAUCACGAAGACCAUCCAUUGGCUGGGUUCGGGAUGGCGCAGCUGGCGUUGCUCUUAUACCGCCACGGAUUGUAUUGCAGAGGCAUUGAUAUCGGGACCGCAUUGUCCGUAGGCAAUGUCGCCUGGUCGCCCUCAAAGUGUGUAAUCGAACGGCUUGAACGGUCAGUCAAUCGGCACAAAGUCAACGAACUUUGGUAUCGCACCAACAAGGAGAACGUCUGUCUUCGUGCCUGGCUUAGUGCAAACUUGGCCGACUGCGACAGUAACGUGGAACACGCAUUGAAAGUCGACACUCGUCUGUUGGACAAGAAACAGCUGGACGUCCUCAGUCGCCUAGUUGUCAAUAUCUUCCUCUUGAAUGCUAAGAAGCCGCUGGAGACGGAGAAUGAGCACGAAGCGUUAGUGGAGACUGAAGAUGGAAAACUCGAAUUGCAAAACGCACGAUUCAAGACGAGGGUCCGGAGAAGCGAAGAGACGUCCAUUGUUAUUCGCGAUAAAAGCGGCAGAACCAUAUACGGGCAAGCGACCAAAGCAUCAGGAAAGACCACUCAUAUUGCAAUCUCACGAGGGACUUACCGCGGCGGAGUAGAGAGCAUCCACGUAGUAGGCAGAGAAGAACCCACGAAUGCCGAGCGGGCACGCGAUGAGUUCAUUCUUUGCCUCCUACGUGGCCAGGCCUACCUCGACUCUCGAUUCAUUGAUGCUUUCUGGUUUCCUAAUUCUCGUAAGGUUUAUAGGAUGGGACUGGAAGAGCUUGUUUCCAAUUCGAAGCGGUUCGAACGUCGCAACCUCAAUCCGUCCCAGACGAAGGUUGCUGACGCAAUGAUAUCCGAACAAGAAGCUGUAGUCAUUACACAUGGUCCUCCUGGCACAGGGAAAACAAAGACAAUCUCCGCUGCCGUGGAGUUUUGGGAUCAGUGUCGCGAUCCGGUGUGGGUGAUUGCACAAUCGAACGUAGGCGUCAAGAACAUAGCCGAGAGCUUCUUGAAGCACGACAUCGACUUCAAGCUUCUCGUCUCGAAGGAGUUCCAUUUUCAAUGGCAUGAGUACCUCUAUGAACGUUUUGAAAACGUCCUCAUUUGUUCGGACGACCUGUCCGGAAACAAGGACCCUGGAGCAGCAGAACGGUUGUUCGGAGGCUCAACCGUGGUUCUAUGUACCCUCAGCAUGUUGUCGAACCCAGUGUUGGAGGAUUGCCUCAUAUUCAAGUUGAUUCCUAUGGAAAAACUCGUCAUUGAUGAGGCGUCCCAAAUUGAUGUAUUCGAGUUCAUGCAUCUUUUUCACAAGUUCAAAGAGUUGCAGAAGAUAUGCUUUUUUGGAGAUCCCAAGCAACUCCCUCCUUUCGGCAAGGAAACUGCACCUGAUUUACAGACCGUUUUCGAUCUCAAGCAUCUUCAGCAGCAUGCAUAUUUUCUUGAUACGCAGUACCGUAUGCCUGUGCCGCUUGGCAAAUUCAUUUCUCAGCAGUUCUACAACUCUAAGUUGAAAUCGGUCCAUUCCAUGCAGGAAAUGUUGUGUGUGGCCUUUGUCGAUGUCCGCCGAGGUGAAGAGGAGCAGAAAGGUCGGAGCUGGGUGAACAUGGAAGAGGUCCAUGUUGUUGUAAACCUUGUCCGGCAUCACUAUCAAGAUCUGGAUUUUUGCAUCAUCACGCCCUACGACUCGCAGAGAUCUGCCAUCGCGAAGCAACUUCAGGCUGAAGAACUCCCUUGGCAAUGCGUAUACAAUGUUGACAGCUUUCAGGGUGCGCUGACUGUGCUUCUGACACGUCUCAUUUGCUGA
Laetiporus sulphureus 93-53 is the source of this 2058-nucleotide messenger RNA. Its product is annotated as P-loop containing nucleoside triphosphate hydrolase protein. Gene Ontology annotation, molecular function: 5'-3' DNA helicase activity. NCBI's taxonomy places the organism in Eukaryota, Fungi, Basidiomycota, Agaricomycetes, Polyporales, Laetiporaceae. Bases 1 to 2058 code for a protein of 685 amino acids. The transcript is spliced from 9 exons. The record is from RefSeq and is a predicted model, not a curated record.